GGGCUACAGCGCGCGGGCCCCGCGGCCCGGAGAGGUGCAUCCUGCUGUUCUGCCAUGAUAACGGGGCCCAUCCUUGCAGCACCCCAUCACCAUGUUCGGCUCAUCCCGAGGAGGGGUCCGGGGGGGCCAGGACCAAUUCAGCUGGGAAGAUGUCAAGACAGACAAACAGCGCGAGAACUACCUGGGAAACUCCCUGAUGGCACCGGUGGGACGCUGGCAGAAGGGCAAGGACCUGACGUGGUACGCCAAGGGCAAGCAGGAGCCCGCCCCGCUGUCCCGCGAGGAGGAGCUGGCAGCCGUGCGCCUGGCUGAGCAGGAGGCCAUGAUGGCAGCGCUGGGCUACAAGAACGUGAAGAGGCAGCCCACAGGCCUCAGCAAGGAGGACCUGGCUGAGGUGUGCAAGCGGGACAGCGCAGAGCGAGCCGAGGACGUGGAUCGGGUGGUGGGCUUGGGCAGCUCCAGCGGCAGCGCCGGGCGGGUGAUGCUCUCCAAGGAGGACAAGGAGGCAGCCAAGAUGGGGCUCUCUGUCUUCACGCACCAGAAGGUGUGCAGCAGUCCUGAGGCGUCGGGCUCCAAGAGGAAGCAGGACAAGGAGGAGAAGGCAGAGGAGAAGCGGACGGAGAGCAGCAAGAAAUCCAAAAAGGAGAAGAAGAAAAAGAAAAAGAAGAAACACAAGAAGGAGAAGAAAAAAGACAAACACCACAAGCGGGACACCACCCCAUCAUCCUCCGCCUCCUCUCCCGACCGGGACGAGAGACGCCACCGGAGUAAAGCCCAGGACCGCCCUGCAUCCCACGGCGGCCGUCCCGAGGCAUCGCGGCACCGGCACCGCCGUGACACGGACUCCUCCCACAGCAGCGGGGCCUCGGGCAGGAGCCCGUCCUCCCGCCGCCGGAGGGCGCGGAGCCGCAGCAGGAGCGGCCAGCGGCACCCGUCCCCGCGGCACAAGGGCAGGAGGAGGAGCAGGAGCCGAUCUCCUCGGUCGCACAGGGCCAGACAGCGUCACGAUACGGAUUCGGGUGACUGAGGGGUUUUCCUGGAAGGGAUGUUCCAUAGGUUAGAUAUUUUUUAAGGUUGUUAUCUAAAUUAAAGUCACAGCUUUACAACUGCCGGGGCCGCUGGCCUCGGUGCAGACUGGU
Messenger RNA from Centrocercus urophasianus (Greater sage-grouse), 1139 nucleotides. It is a transcript of the gene CUNH1orf35, whose product is annotated as chromosome unknown C1orf35 homolog. The transcript is spliced from 9 exons. NCBI's taxonomy places the organism in Eukaryota, Metazoa, Chordata, Aves, Galliformes, Phasianidae. The record is from RefSeq and is a predicted model, not a curated record. The coding region runs from base 92 to 1027 and encodes 311 amino acids.